This is a messenger RNA of Saccostrea echinata, 699 nucleotides long. Its product is annotated as collagen alpha-1(VIII) chain-like. The transcript has 4 exons. The annotation marks the transcript as partial. The record is from RefSeq and is a predicted model, not a curated record. Lineage: Eukaryota; Metazoa; Mollusca; Bivalvia; Ostreida; Ostreidae.
AAACCUGGUCCUGAGGGAUUCCCUGGUAUCCCUGGAGAUGGUCUGGAUGUUACUGGUCCAAGAGGUCCUUCAGGAUUUCCCGAAGAGGAGGGAGAUCCAGGAAUCCCUGGAGAGGAUGGGCGUGAUGGAAUCCCAGGAGAAAGAGGUAGAAGAGGUGAUGACUGUGGGGUUUGUCCUGGGGGUGAGCCUGGUUUUAGGGGAGAUCCAGGUGAUCCUGGUUUUGAUGGACUUCCUGGACAACCAGGUCAACCAGGUUUCCCAGGACAACCAGGAGAACAGGGCAUACCUGGAAUAGCUGGUCAAAAGGGCAUAUCAGGUCCAGAUGGUUUUCCUGGAGAAGUUGAGAGGGUUGGACCUACAGGUGAGCCUGGGGAUUUGGAAGUCCCCUCCACUCUAAAAAUGAAGGGGAAGCCUGGCGAGCAGGGACCAAGGGGACCAGUUGGCAGAGCAGGAUCACCAGGACCUGGUGGCCCCCGUGGACCCCCAGGUUUCUCUGGGAUACCCGGAGAAAGGGGUAUUUUUGGAGACCCAGGACUAGAGGGCUUGGAUGGUUUGCCUGGACUACAAGGGGAAGAUGGCCUGCCUGGUGAAUUUGGAGAUUCCAUUCCUGGAGAAGUUGGACGCUCUGGACUGGAUGGUUAUGAAGGGACCCCUGGAUUAAAAGGUAGAGCCUUUUUACUGAGGCAGUAUAUAGAAUAA